Syngnathoides biaculeatus (alligator pipefish) is the source of this 4789-nucleotide messenger RNA. RefSeq names its product INO80 complex subunit B (gene ino80b). The coding region runs from base 822 to 1826 and encodes 334 amino acids. The transcript has 5 exons. The record is from RefSeq and is a predicted model, not a curated record. Lineage: Eukaryota; Metazoa; Chordata; Actinopteri; Syngnathiformes; Syngnathidae. Gene Ontology annotation, biological process: chromatin remodeling. Gene Ontology annotation, cellular component: Ino80 complex.
AUCCUGCCCGUAAACGACGUGGGAAUCCGAACAACAUUUUUUAAUUUUUUUUUAAUUUAGAAACACAGAACUCAAUCGCUAGGGGGAUAAAAUGUGCAUUCACAUUUUUUUGAGCGUUUAACGGACCAAAUAUAUUGCUUGGCUUCUUGAGAGGACACGACACCACCCGGAAAUGACCGUAAAAAGUGUUGUUAGCGUUAGCUUACUACGUAGGAACCAUAACAACGCUGCCCGCAGUUCAUAUUCUGCUCAUUUUUAUGUUUUUUUUUAAAAACUCAUUCGCUAGGGAAUAAAAUGUGCUUUCACAUUUUUUGAGUGUUUAACGGACUAAAUAUAUGACUUGGCUUUUUUCGAGGACACGACACCAGCCGGAAAUGGCCGGAAGUAGUGUUGUUAGCAUUAGCUUACGAUGUGGGAACCAUAACAACACUGCCAGCAGUUCAUAUUCUGCUCAUUUUUUUUCAUUAUUUUUAUUUAGAAUCACAAAUCUCAAUUACCAGGGAUAAAAUUUGCUUUCAUAAUUUUUGAGCGUUUAACGAACUAAAUAUAUUACUUGGCUUUUUGAGAGGACACACCAGCCGGAAAUGACCGGAAGCAGUGUUGUUAGCAUUAGCUUGUACUAACAAGUCGAACGUCUGCCUCGACUCCGGACUCUUUAACGCUUUGGUCGUUAAAUUCCACUAUUUUUUUUUUUGUUAUUCAAACACCGGACUACACUUAAAAAGUUAAUUCGCGACGGAAGCUUUAUCAUUUUUUUUAUGGAUUUAUUUUUCAAUGCGUUUUCUGCCAUGUAAAGCUUCUGCAUCUCCUUCGUGACUUCAAUGGGGAAAAGGAAAGACUUGGUUCAUUCCAGAGUUCUCGGCGAAGGUGGCGCGGGGCCACACGGUAAGCACAAGCAUAAAAAGCACAAGAGGCACAAGAGGAGGCAUCAUGGCCCCUCUGGGGCACCGGUGCCUGCCGCCGGCGUCGUAGCCGCCGCUCCUCGCCCGCCACCGCAGCUGCGGCUCAAGAUCAAGCUGGGAGGGCAAACGCUCGGAACCAAAAGCGUACCCACCUUCACCGUGCAUCCUGGGGUGGCUUGUUCGCCGUCGCCGCUGAUGAUUGUGGACGACGAUGACAACGACGAUGACGACGACGAGCCUUCUGUACCCCUGGAGCAGUACCGGGCCUGGCUGGACGAAGACAGCAACAUGGCCACGUCCCCUCUGCCUGACGUGGACUCGGACUCCAUGUUGGGAGUGCCGGUGGACGAGGAGGAGAGGUGGCUGGAUGCUCUUGAGAAGGGCGAGCUCGACGACAACGGCGAGUUGAGGAAGGAGGUCGACGAGUCUCUGCUCACUGCCAGACAGAAAGCGCUACUCCACAAGCAGCAGAUCCAGCCUCUUCUGGAGCUGCCCAUGGGCUACAAGGAGAAGGAGAUGACCGCCGAGAUGAUGCAGAAGCGGGAGGAGCGCGCUCGGAAACGCCGCCUGCAGGCGGCCAAGAAAGCGGAGGAGAACAAGAACCAGACCAUCGAGAGGCUCACCAAGACCAGCAAGGCCAAGAUCAAAAGCAUGCGCGAGAAGAAGUCCAAGCAGAGUCAGUGUCCCAUCGUCCACUACAGCGACUCGGCCCGAGGCGUGACCAUCUCCUUCCCCGCGGGCGUCGCCGCCCCCCGGGCCACUGCGCCGCCCCCGCCGCCGCCGGUCCCUUUGAGAUGCGGCGUGAGCGGCUGCUCCAACCAGAAGAAGUAUCGCUGCUCCAAAACGGGCGUCCCUCUAUGCAGCCUGCGGUGCUACAAGACCAACAUGGAGUCAGUCCGGGGCACGGGCGUGACGGCCCUCUGAGGGGGAAACCGGAACCGCGACGUGGCCCGCCGAGAGUUCGACGCUGCCUCGCCGGACGCAAAUGCACCCCCCCCCCUCCCCCCUCACGCUCCGCGUUUCAAACGCAUUAAAACGGGAUUCUUUCACUGCCAUUGACGGCUAUGGACGUCAAAUAUCCGCGGAAACUCGGGGGUGGGGGGCGGGGCAGUAAAAGUCUUGUUAUGGAGAUGUGCGUGAAUGAUAAAUCGUUGUAUAGAGGGAGAAGAUUGUGAAUGAUUUUAAUAAAUCGACACCAACGAUAGUUUUACGACACUGGUGUCAAACUCGAGGCCCGGGGGCCAGAUCCGGCCCGCCCAGACGGUUUAAUGUGGCCCGCAGAGGUAAAUCAUGUGUGUCAACCUCCAUGAGUCCUGUUUGAAUCUGGAACAAAAUUUCAAAUUAUAUCCAAAAUAACGUUGACGACAUAGGUGUCAAAAUCGCGGGCUGGGGGCCAGAUCUGGCCCGCCCAGACGGUUUUAUGUGGCCCUCAGUGGUAAAUCAUGUGUGUCAACCUCCAUGAUUCUUGUUUGAAUCUGGACCAAAAUUUCAAAUUAUAUGAUAAAUAAUAACGUUGACGACAUAGGUGUCAAAAUCGAUGCCCGGGGGCCAGAUCCAGCCCGCCCAGACGGUUUGAUGUGGCCCACAAAGGGAAGUCAUAUGUGUCAACCAUGAUUAUUGUUUGAAUCUGGACCAAAAUUUCAAAUUAUAUUUUAAACGAUAAUGUUGAUGACAGGUGUCAAAAUCGCAGGCUGGGGGCCAAAUACGGCCCACCAGAUGGUUUUAUGUGGCCCACAGAGGUAAAUCAUGUGUCAACCUCCAUGAGUCCUGUUUGAAUCUGGACCAAAAUUUCAAAUUAUAUUAUACAUGAUAAUGUUGAUGACAUAGGUGUCAAAAUCGAUGCCCGGGGGCCAAAUCCGGCCCGCCCAUACGGUUUGAUGUGGCCCACAAAGGGAAGUCAUAUGUGUCAACCAUGAUUAUUGUUUGAAUCUGGACCAAAAUUUCAAAUUAUAUGAUAAAUGAUAACAUUGACAACAUAGGUGUCCAAAUCGAGCCCCGGGGGCCAGAUCCGGCCCGCCCAUACGGUUUGAUGUGGCCCACAAAGGGAAGUCAUAUGUGUCAACCAUGAUUCUUGUUUGAAUCUGGACUAAAAUUUCAAAUUAUAUUUUAAAUGAUAAAGUUGAUGACACAGGUGUAAAAAUCGAGGCCGGGGGGCCAAAUCCGGCCCACCAGAUCGUUUUAUGUGGCCCGUGAAGGUAAAUCAUAUGUCAACCUCCAUGAGUCCUGUUUGAAUCUGGACCAAAAUUUCAAAUUAUAUGAUAAAUAACGUUGACGACAUAGGUGUCAAAAUCGAUGCCCGGGGGCCAAAUCCGGCCCGCCCAUACGGUUUGAUGUGGCCCACAAAGGGAAGUCAUAUGUGUCAACCAUGAUUAUUGUUUGAAUCUGGACCAAAAUUUCAAAUUAUAUGAUAAAUGAUAACAUUGACAACAUACGUGUCCAAAUCGAGCCCCGGGGGCCAGAUCUGGCCCGCCCAGACGUUUUUAUGUGGCCCGCAGAGGUAAAUCAUGUGUGUCAACCUCCAUGAGUCCUGUUUGAAUCUGGACCAAAAUUUCAAAUUAUAUGAUAAAUAACGUUGACGACAUAGGUGUCAAAAUCGAUGCCCGGGGGCCAAAUCGGGCCCGCCCAUACGGUUUGAUGUGGCCCACAAAGGGAAGUCAUAUGUGUCAACCAUGAUUCUUGUUUGAAUCUGGACUAAAAUUUAAAAUUAUAUUUUAAAUGAUAAAGUUGAUGACACAGGUGUAAAAAUCGAGGCCGGGGGGGCCAAAUCCGGCCCACCAGAUCGUUUUAUGUGGCCCGUGAAGGUAAAUCAUAUGUCAACCUCCAUGAGUCCUGUUUGAAUCUGGAACAAAAUUUCAAAUUAUAAAUGAUAAUGUUGAUGACAGGUGUCAAAGUCAUGGCCUGGGGGCCAGAUCCGGCCCGCCCAGACGGUUUGAUGUGGCCCGCAAAGGGAAGUCAUACGUGUCAACCAUGAUUGUUUGAAUCUGGACCAAAAUUUCAAAUUAUAUUUUAAAUGAUAAUGUUGAUGACAGGUGUCAAAAUCGCGGGCUGGGGGCCAAAUACCUAGAUGGUUUUAUGUGGCCCGCAAAGGUAAAUCAUGCGUCAACCUUUGUGAUUCUUGUCUGAAUCUGGAACAAAAUUUCGAAUUAUAUUAUGAUAACAUAUUAUGACAUAGGUGUCAAAAUCGAGGCCCGGGGGCCAGAUCCAGUUCGCCAGACGAUUUUAUGUGGGCCGCAAAGGUAAAUCAUAUGUGUCUACCUCCAUGAUUCUUGUUUGAAUCUGGACCGAAAUUUCCAAUUGUCAUAUCACAAAUGAUAAUGUUGAUGGCAUCUGUGUCAAAAUCAAGGCCCGGGGGCCAGAUCCAGCCCGCCCAUACGGUUUUAUGUGGCCCAUAAAGAUAAAUCAUAUGUGUCAACCUCCAUGAUUCCUGUUUGAAUCUGGACUGAAAUUUCAAAUUAUAUUAUAAAUAAUGUUGACGACAUGGGUGUCAAAAUUGAGGCCCGGGGGCCAGAUCUGGCCUGCCAGAUGGUUUUAUGGGCCCAUAAAGGUAAAUCACAUGUGCCAACCUCCAUGACUCUUGUUUGAAUCUAGACCGAAAUUUCAAAUUAUUUUAUAAAGGAUAAUGUUGAUGACAGGUGUCAAAAUCAAGGCCCGGGGGCCAAAUCUGGUCCGCCAGAUGGUUUUAUGUGGCACAUAAAGGUAAAUCUUGUGUGUCAACCUCCAUGGUUUCUGUUUGAAUCUGGAACAAAAUUUCAAAUUAUAAUAUAAAUGAUAACAUUGACGACAGGUGUCAAAAUCAAGGCCCGGGGGCCAAAUCCGACCCGCCAGAUGGUUUUAUGUGGCACAUAAAGGUAAAUCAUCUGUGUCAACCUCCAUGAUUCUUGUUCGAA